Drosophila ananassae is the source of this 5229-nucleotide messenger RNA. RefSeq lists its product as uncharacterized. NCBI's taxonomy places the organism in Eukaryota, Metazoa, Arthropoda, Insecta, Diptera, Drosophilidae. The record is from RefSeq and is a predicted model, not a curated record. Bases 505 to 4452 code for a protein of 1315 amino acids. The transcript is spliced from 14 exons.
CGUUCACCUGGCAUUCUGGUAUAUUUUCGAAGGCCAGACACGGUCUCACCGACGAAUGUGUAUGUUUUUUUUUGGCCUCUUCAAUAAAUUAAAAAACGGAAAAGCUGAGCUUCUGUGAUCUCUGUAUUCGCAUUUAGGAUGUUCGGACUGUACACAGCCACAGCAAUUUGAUACAGGAAGCAAGCCAGUCUGCCAAACUCGCUUCGACCCUCCGGGGCUUUAGUCCAUCAGCCAAUUCGGAUUUCGUGCGUAGAGUUGAAAAAUCAAAUUCAAUAAACAUUUGUUUACAUCUGGACUGGCCUGGACUGGCCUGGACUGGCUUCUGUAUCCGACUGGAAUUCAAAAAAUCUCACCAUUACACAUGCGCGAGUGUAUUUUCAAUUAGAUCAUUAAUUUUAAUAUUGCGCGCGCUUGUGCGAUUUCAAUUAGUUUGUUUUGGUCAGCCACUUAUUCAGUUCCAAUUAGAGAUGGAUGCCAUACUAGGGUGAACCAAGGUGAACCACCAUGCCUAUGACUCUGCCAGCCGCCACCACUGCGGGCGCCACUGCCACUACUGCUGCAACGCCUGCCGCUGCCACACUCUCCAUAGCAACUGGCGCCCAGAUGUUGCGUCCCCAGACCCUGGCCGGGCCCGAGCGGGAGCCCAUCGAGUUCAACAUCAAUCUGGUGGGUGCCCCGCCCGAAGUCGAGCAGCUAGUGGAGCAGAUCAAAAGCGUGGCUGAGCAAUUCCUUUACCACUGGAAGAGUUUCCCCAUCGCUCUGCCACAGCCCCUGGCCGCCAGCGGCCUGAAUCUGACGGCCAGCAACGCGACGAACAGCGUGAGCAGCCGCAAGACCCGGCCCAUCAAUUUGCGGGACCUGUUCAUAGCUCCGCCGUUCGACGAGCUGGAUGCUGUGGCCUCCGAUGGGAGCGGAGAGCCCCGCCGUCUGACGAGCGCCCAACUGAAGACGCUGCGGGAAACUGGCUUGCAAAAGGAUAAAUAUGGAAAGCCGAAGAAAUUAACUUUGGAACAAUUGGAAACAAUACGUAAAAAUGGCGAAUUCGAUGUGCCCAGCCUGCAUUUUCCGGGCCAGGUGCACAAGUGGCGUCUGUCGCAGUUGCUGCAGAAGGGCAAGUUACGCGCCCAUGACUCCUUCCUCAGCGACCUGGCAUUGGCAGCCCGUUUUGUGGUGGUCACUGCCCGGGCUCGAAUCUUUUCCCACUUCUUCUCCAUCGUCCAUGCCGUGCAUGGACUGCUGGGAGCGUUCACCAAACUGGCGGAUAUGUUUAUUGGCGUUCCGGCUCUGUUGGCUCAUAAUCUGGACUACAAGAUCAAGGAAGAGCGCUGCCGGUUCCUCAUCGCCGAGUUGGUUUGUCGGCCCGAGUUCGAAGACUGCUUGGAUGGCCUCUGCUCCUAUGUCCGGAAAAUGCUGCGACGCGCCACGAUGGAGAAAUUCGACUUCAACAGCUGUGAUGUGAGCCAGCCAGUGCCAUAUCUGUUUCUCACUCCAAAGGGCCAGGAGAUCGAUCUGCGGCUCUUCUGCCGCGACAUUAUGCGCAAGGCCCUCCCCAUUCUGAUCGGCAUCUUGGAGAGGGAGACGCGAGGCUGGUUCCUACACUUUCGGGAACGUUUGAUUGCCGAAUUGCGGGCCAAGAAGCUAAACGACAAGGAGAUCGAGGAGGAGGUGAACGAGGCGGUGAUGCGAGAGUAUCUGCAGCGGGUCUACAGCUCUAUCAUAACCAAUGCCAAGCUGGCGGAGCUGGGCGCUGGAGUUCCCGAACUGCUUGUGCAGCAGGCUCAGUCGGUAGUGAUCAUGUACAAGGCUGUGGACAAGGUGCAGCAGGAUGUGAAGCGAACGCGCGAGGACCACCAGAAGUGCCUGGCCAAUGACCACUCUGUUCUAUCGCGUGUCUCUCCCUGGCUGCGUUCCAAGCUGCGGCGUGCCGAGGAGUCUAGGAUGUACAAGUGCGCCUGGUCGGCCCACGAGGAGGCCCUGAAGAUGUGUGCCCAGCACAACUUACACCAAACUGCCUACUUCCUAUCUCGAGAUCUUGCCUUCAUGAAGGAGCGCGAGCCCGUUCUGUUGAAAGAGCUGAAGAAUGCUAAGACACCGACGCGUAGUUUCCAGUGGGCGUGUCGCAUCUGGUCGCCGCAGUCAUGGAUAAUUCGCCGCAAUUUCCAGGGCCAGUCCGACGUUAUUCCGACUGUUAUCAGCCAACAGGCUACCAGCAUUGUCACCCCGCGCUCCGAUCCCAGCCAGCCAGUGUUUCUGGUUGAAAAGGAGGUCAUCCGGACCACCAGCACACGCUGGCCUUUCUGGCGCCUUCUAAACAUGGUCCAGCGCAUCUGGUGCUGGUCCUGGAACAUGAUGUAUCUUCUCGGAAUUCUUGUGCCCUGGUGUAGUCCCCUGGGACUGAGAGCCCUCUGUUGCGUUAAGCCCUUUAUGCCGGACCUCGAGCUCUCACAGAUCAAUGGUACGCUAUUUCCGCGAAAGACCAGCAUCACCCAAACAAUGGCCUCGCGCCUAAUCGAGCUCUGGCGGCACAUAUCAAAGUCGCGCACACAUUUCGAAACGGAACCAGACACGGGAUUUAUUGGCAAAGGAUUGACUCGCAACCUAAAUCGAACUUGGAACUACUUUGUAAAAGGAUUCCUGGGAACUGUUGUCAUACUGUUCGCUUUUCCGCUAAUCUGUCUGGCCACCAGUUUCCUGAGCAUUGGCUUGGCUGUCACAGCUCCGCUGUGGAUUCCGGUGUUUGUUCUCCUGCUGCACAUUUAUAUGAUACUCAUUUACGACCUGGAUGCUCCGGAUAACACAAAGAAUCGCUACUGCAUUCUGUUAGAGGCUCUAAUUUGGAAUCUUCUUAUUCAAGGCUUGCUGCAGCCACUAGCUGCGGUUCUGGUGGCCACAUUGAUAUGUCCACUGGCGGCCGGAGUCGUCUUUAUAGUUGGAGUUCUACGUUAUUCCCUCCGCCUGGUAUGGGACUCACUUACUUACCAUCUCUUCAUCAAAAAAUGUGGACGGAUACCGGCCUCGGAUAGCAUUGCAGUGAAGCGGAUCGCUGGACCAGGACUAGCUCUAGACUACUACUUUAUAAUUCGACCAGAGCAGGCUUUGGCAGCACUAGAGGCUAAAAUGGAACUGGACGAGCUGCAGGCCUACCAACAUGCUACCGAGCGUGUAGUUCUUCAGCCUCAACAGGACUUUCUGCAGUUUGUCGAAGCCUGCUUUGGGCCCUUCUCGGCGCAGAUCAGCAAAACUGGACCCUACUUGUCACUGGACCGCGAGGCGCAGGAUCUGAUGAGCACACUGCACGAGAAGCUGGAGAAGCGGCGAAGGGAGCUGCAGACGGCCUUGACCUCUCAGGUUAAGUCACGAAUCAAGUUAAAUACCAAAGAAUUGAAGAUUGCUAUACAACUGGCCGCCCAUAUUUUAGAGAAAUAUUAUCCGUCUCAUGUCAUCGGCAGACUGUCGAUAAGCGAAGAAGAAUUUUGGGAUAAUAAGGGUCUCACGGUGAACGACUGGCCGGGAUUGGCUGGUCUCUUGUACACCGACAUAUUUAGUUUAGAUUUUCUAACGCCACUGACUGAACACGAUACACACUUUAAACUCGAACCACAUGCCUCGCUGGAUCUGAUGAGAUAUACCGAAAUGGUUAAGAACGCCACCGAUGUGAUAGGCUCCAAGGGCCUGGACCUCUUGGGGAAUGUGUAUGCGCCACGUGGUAAUGUCCAGGUCCAUCUGCCGUUCCUGGAGGUGACCGCUUUCAAUCCUCGUUCCCGCAUAACGCUCACUUUCCGCAAACCGGAGAAAAGGGACAUGUCUGUGGGCCUGACCACGCCAAGGGUGCGAGCCCAUCGCGCCCAACAAGUGCCGAAGGCGCCACAGGAUGCUCAGAAGCCUUGGCGGCCAUGGAAGCAACAGUGCAGUGAAAAGAGUGUUACCGAGAAACUGCUCAUACCGCUGCCAGUGCCACAUCCCGUGCACAUAGCCAUUGCCAUUUACAAUCGCGACACUGAACAACCCAUUCCCCUAGACUCUGAACUGGUAUGGGAGAUUCUCAAGUCUAUUGAGGACUGUCAAGGCGGAGAUGCAAUGGCUGUCCAGGCUGUGUCGCGUUAUCGAGGAGCAGUAAUCGAGUCCAGCAAUGAUUCCCUGGCCAGCAGCAGUAGCAUUGGCAGUACUCGGGAGUCUGGUUCCGGCUCUGUGUCAGGAUCGGCUUUAGGAAACGGCACAGAAACAUUGCCAUGCGGCAAUCGGGAGGUUUGCACUCAGGUGAAAGUGGACGCUGAGCCGGCGACAAACUCCUCCGGCUUCCAUUGGACUCUAAGCAAUUGGGGUGCUGCGCAAACAUCACGUCGUCGCACCAACUCCAACGUGCGCGUGGACCUUGCCAGCCCCGAGGAUAUAUCCCUCGACACGGAUAGUUCGCGUGCUGUCUUUAAUAACGCCUAUGGCACAACUGUCUAAAAGGCUCUCAGUGGUUCGGGCACACAAUUAUGUAUCGUAUUAACCUAUAUACACAUGUAGAUUUAUGCGUGGCUGCUCGCUUUUAACAAAAAGGAAAUGCAUAAUCCUAUUUUAUCAAAUCAAAUCUCGAAUAUCCUGUGUUAGAAGAUCGUUAGGAGAAUUGAUUCAAUUUAUAUAAAACAGAAAAUGUUAAAAAGAAAGCUGCCUAGCGUUGCACAUUUGCCAGUGAAAUGAUUGCCUCACCGUUUUAAUUGCAACCAAAAGAAACAAUCUAAUCUUAGUUUUGAAGGAAAUCUAAAACGCAGCCGCGCUAGUUAAAGUGUAAUAUGAACAAAUUUAUCCAUCUAACUAUAUUUAUACGCGAUAUACAAAUAUGAUUCGUUAGAAUACACAAAUCGAAAUGCAACAAUCUUCAAUCUAGUCGCAAAUUUUCUGCAGCAAUCCAAUUCGAUUUCUUGUGCAGCUGAUAAGUUAAUUAAAAAAAAAUGGCAGCUCCAUGACAAUUAUCAUUUGUGCUGACUCUACUUUGGUUACCAUUUAAAUGACUAAAACAAGAAAUUUAUUCUAGAGUAUACUAUUAAAUGCCAUGAGAUUUUUCUUUGUACCUAACCAAUACAAAAUCAUUUAUGUUGAACACAUUAAGAGCAACAAGUUUGUAUUAUAAAUAUGCCACGAAUUGUAAUAUGUGCAGUUAAACAAAUAUUGUUAAUUAAUUACUAAUUUAUUUAUAAAAAAAAACUCAAAACACUCUGAAUAUAAAGUUUUAUCAACUUCAAA